CUCAAGUCUCUAAGCCAACACAACAAUCGCUCCAAAGACGAGAACGAAGGAAAGAAGGCUCUAGAGAAAAGAAACCCAAUAUGGCCUGCCUCAUGAUUUUGCUUCCUUUCUGAAGAAAUUCACCGGAGAUUGGCCAUGGAUUCUCUUGGGACCCCAGAUCCCUGGACGCCGCCGCCGGACUGUUCGCAGCCAAUUUGCACCGCCUAUUGCCCCCAGUGGUGCUACAUCAUCUUCCCUCCCCCGCCGCCUUUCGACUACGAUGACCAUGCCCGCACCAAUCUCUCCCCUCUCAUCAUCGUCGUCAUCGCCAUCUUGGCCGCCGCUUUCCUCGUGAUCGCCUACUACACCGUCAUCUCCAAGUAUUGCCGGAGACGAGGCGCCCUAAACGCUAGUCCGGAACUCGAAUCCAGCCUCAACGAACUCCACCAUGGCAGCCGCUGGGAACCUGGUUCGGGCCACGCCGGCUUGGACGAGGCGAUGAUCAACUCCAUCGCGGUCUGCAAGUACGCCAAGGGAGACGGCCUGGUCGAAGGCACGGAGUGCGCCGUUUGCCUCGCGGAGUUUCGCGACGGCGAGAGCCUCCGGCUGCUGCCGAAAUGCGGCCACGCUUUCCACCUCCCCUGCAUCGACACUUGGCUCAAAUCCCAAUCCAACUGCCCGCUUUGUCGCGCCGCCGUGGUGGCCGCCCCACCGCCGAGCUCUCAGAAUUCUAAUUCCACUCUCAACAUUUCAGCUCUCGAAAUCCGCCACCGGAACGAUCUGGUCCUCGUGGUUGAUGAUCGGGAAAGAGUUCGCCGGGAAGAGGUGGUUCUCGGCGUCGCUAGCGAUCCGCCAUUGAGAAGAUCGGUUUCAAUGGUUUCCGUCGCUGAUAUAUUACAGGUGGAGGAACACUAUGAAGAUCUAGAAAUGGAGAUCCAGCGAUCGCCGACGGGGAUCGGAUCGUCCCAGGAAAACGGCCGGGAAAUCAAAUGGAAAUGGAGGGUUUGAUUUGCUUCGAAGAUCAAUCUCCACAGGGAGGCUCUUGAUCACAUGGCCCGAAAAAGGAAAGAGUCCCAUCGUUCCCAACUGAUUCAUAUCCUCACUUUUCUGUUCUUUUCUUUUUCUAUUUUCCAUCUUUUCCUAUAGAUUCAAGGCAAAACAGGAACAUAGUCUAUACUAAGUCUGAAUUCUGAUCCAUAAGAGUUACUAAAACAGAGUUAAUGAAUCAAUAUGAUAGCUCAUGUAAGUUGAUUAAAUUUUGUGGGAGGGUUAAUCACAGAAGUGAUCUAUCUUCACAAUCACCACUUCCAAUAGCUACUUUUGUUGGGUACAGAAUGAGAGAAAUUUUAUUAGUAUGGUUAUAGCUAAGUAUAUGAUCAGUUGCUUAUGCAUAUGUAUAUGUCUGUAUAUAUGUUUACAAGAAAAUUCAAUUUCAGUAGUGAAGUGUUCAUUGCUCCUGAGUAAUCCCCCUGCCUGCCAUUGGGUGUCAAUGUCAUUGGCAACAUCAUAGCUUGCAUGAGAUAGUGAGUGGGGCACUUCCAAUAUUGUGGCAGUGGACUUUGAGAAGUCACUAUGCCUCCAUCAAGUACUUGGACUACCACC
Messenger RNA from Diospyros lotus (date-plum), 1581 nucleotides. Its product is annotated as RING-H2 finger protein ATL51-like. Gene Ontology annotation, biological process: protein ubiquitination. Bases 136 to 987 code for a protein of 283 amino acids. The transcript has a single exon. NCBI's taxonomy places the organism in Eukaryota, Viridiplantae, Streptophyta, Magnoliopsida, Ericales, Ebenaceae. Gene Ontology annotation, molecular function: transferase activity. The record is from RefSeq and is a predicted model, not a curated record.